AUGCUAAAAAAAGAGCUACAGACACAAACUAUCAGAUCUAAGAUAAACUCUAAGUUGUUUAACUGGGAAUCUUUCUUUUGCAAUAUAUCUUCAUUUUAAAAUGAGUAAUCAUAAUCUAAAGACACUAACAGUGAUCCUAAUAAAAUUUAGCAAAAAAAUAUUUUAUUUAAAAAUAAACUAUUAAAUAAGCAAGAAUUUACCAAUUAUAAUUGUGAGAAAUACAUUUAAUGUAGAGAGAUGUAAAACGAAGGGAUUGCUAUCAAGAAUUAAUAGCUUUGA
This is a messenger RNA of Tetrahymena thermophila SB210, 279 nucleotides long. RefSeq lists its product as hypothetical. Lineage: Eukaryota; Ciliophora; Oligohymenophorea; Hymenostomatida; Tetrahymenidae. The transcript is spliced from 2 exons. The record is from RefSeq and is a predicted model, not a curated record.